Drosophila ficusphila is the source of this 1349-nucleotide messenger RNA. It is a transcript of the gene TwdlE, whose product is annotated as proline-rich extensin-like protein EPR1. The record is from RefSeq and is a predicted model, not a curated record. The coding region runs from base 134 to 727 and encodes 197 amino acids. Lineage: Eukaryota; Metazoa; Arthropoda; Insecta; Diptera; Drosophilidae. The transcript is spliced from 3 exons.
CGUCGAAGCAGCACCACAUCACCAGUUACCAGUAACUAGUAACCACCAACCACCAACCACCAGUAGCACCGAACCACCUGGCGAAGUGACAAAACCCGAAACGGAUAUAGCCAAAAACUAAAGACUCCCAAAAAUGCAGUCCAGUUGUGUGUUGGUGGUCCUCCUAGGCCUGGCUUCGCUGGUGGCCGCUCGUCCCGAGCCGCCGCGUGACUCGUACAGUGCGCCCCCCUCGAGCAGCUACCAGCCCAGCGGACCCAGCGGGGGCUACGGCGCCCCUGCGCCCCAGUACGGUCCUCCCCAGCAGCCGCCGGUGGUGCACAAGCACGUCUACGUCCACGUUCCCCCACCAGAGCCGGAGUACCAGGCACCCAGGAAACCCCUGUACGUGCCCCCUCCCCAGAAGCACUACAAGAUCGUGUUCAUCAAGGCGCCGUCGCCACCUGCCCCAACUGCUCCGGUGAUCCCGCAGUUCCCGCAGAACGAGGAGAAGACGCUGGUGUACGUGCUAGUCAAGAAGCCGGAGGAGCAGCCCGAGAUCGUCAUCCCAACUCCGGCGCCCACUCAGCCCAGCAAGCCGGAGGUGUACUUCAUCCGCUACAAGACCCAGAAGGAGGAGACUGGUCCGUAUCCCAACAGUGUGGCGCCACCAGCUCCCGAAUACGGAGCCCCAGCUGCCCCGCCAGCACCCUCCGCACCCAGCAGCUCGUAUGGAGCACCUUCGCACUAAACGACCCAGCACAUCCAGUCCAACCUGAAUUCCGAUUUGCGAAUCUCAACCCAACUCAUGGCAAGCUGCAUAUCUUAUGUGUAUUAUUUUAUGUUCUGUUUCAACGACUUUAACGCGUGACAAAGUUUACCAAGCAACGAAAAAACCCCCAAUCUAAGCCCCCCCAAAACUCAUAUUCGCAUAUGAGUAGUUUUUACCUCUGAAGUUGUUUCUACCUAUUGUACGAGAAGUAUGCUUUCCAUCUAGGCUGUUUGUUUCAAAUUGUUUGUUUAGUCUUAAGAUUAGUUCUUUAAGCGAACGAUGCGUUAUACACUCACACGAAACACACUCGAUACACUCACUGCGAACUAGCCUUAACUAUCGAUAGAAAUAUCGAUCCAGAUUAACGAUAAACGGUAUAUACAUGAUACAUGAUUUUCAUCGCAAAUGCAUUUUCACCUAGGCAAUCUAUACCAAUUUCACAUUGCAGUUCCUGCACUCUACUUCUAUGAUUGUGAAAAGAGAGUGCGGAACGAUCGAAAAGCAACAAAAAAAUGAAGAUAAGUAAUGAUACUCAAGUAUGUAUGUGAAAAACAAAAAACAUCAAUGGCUAAAUAAAAGUUUAACGAAUUAUCUGUAAAAA